Molecule: messenger RNA, 885 nt
Organism: Paracoccidioides brasiliensis Pb18
Exons: 2
Coding region: 1-885 (294 amino acids)
Biological process (GO): protein transport to vacuole involved in ubiquitin-dependent protein catabolic process via the multivesicular body sorting pathway; protein targeting to vacuole
Cellular component (GO): ESCRT-0 complex
Molecular function (GO): metal ion binding; phosphatidylinositol-3-phosphate binding; ubiquitin binding
Source: RefSeq, a predicted model, not a curated record
AUGUCAAAUACUCUACCCUCUCAAAUCCAAGCGAACACCAAUCCAACCUCAUCAUCCGCUCAAGUGCCGUCGCCAGUCCAUUCAACCUCCGUCACCCCGGCAAACAAUUCCCCCGCCUCUCCACGCUUGCACAACCCCCAUGUACAUCAACUCCACCUCCAAUCGCGUCAGCUUCGGGCCCCCAAGUCCCCAUUAUAUGUCCCCGCCGUCCUCCGCCCCACAGAGCGUACAUCCAAGCCAUCUCCCCUUACCCCCCCACGCAGCGUCCAUGGGUCCUUAGGUAGCCUGGACGGUCAUUCGGAGACCACGAGUGCUGGCACCGCCACCCGGGGAUCAACCCACGAAAGCGAAAGCCUCAAAACUUCUGUAAGCAAACGUGCUGAGGAUGAGUGGUUGAGGGAUGAGAAUCUCGGAGAGGUUACCGGAACUCCCACGAGAGACCAUUGGAAGGCCGAUUCAGCAUCCCCUACAUGCGACUCACCCACAUGCAGAUCUUUCUUUGGCCUCUUUCUGCGUCGCCACCAUUGCCGGCAUUGUGGCCAUGUCUUUUGUUCCUCGCAUACUCCCCACACCGUCCUCCUUGACCAAAAUGCUCGUUUCCAUCCCGAUGGCAUUCCCUCACGUGCCUGCGACCUCUGCUGGAACGCCUUUCGCCGCUGGGAUAAAGAUCGCACCGCACGACUUAAUGAAAUACAACAAAUUCUUACCUCUCAUAUAGAAGAUGACACACAAGACGGCAAUGCCACAUCCGCAAGGUCUAUGAGAGCCAGUGGCUCUGAAUUUGCUUCAGCUAACAGCUCCGGCACUCUGUCUCCAGGAGCGAACCAAGACGGCGGUCUCGUUGCGAGCAGUGUUCCCAGAGACUGGAGCUGGAGCACAUUCUGA